Messenger RNA from Sitodiplosis mosellana (orange wheat blossom midge), 1145 nucleotides. Its product is annotated as pyrimidodiazepine synthase-like. The record is from RefSeq and is a predicted model, not a curated record. NCBI's taxonomy places the organism in Eukaryota, Metazoa, Arthropoda, Insecta, Diptera, Cecidomyiidae. Gene Ontology annotation, molecular function: glutathione transferase activity; glutathione dehydrogenase (ascorbate) activity. Gene Ontology annotation, cellular component: cytoplasm. The coding region runs from base 284 to 1042 and encodes 252 amino acids. Gene Ontology annotation, biological process: glutathione metabolic process. The transcript is spliced from 4 exons.
CGCACACACACACUGUGAUAUACUUUUCGAGUCUUUUUGAUUGUCUAGAAUAUACGAUAAGUGCGAGCGUUGAAUACCACUCUGCUAUACAUUGUGUGCUCACUGUGCAAACACAUUUCGUGUAUAUGUGUAUAUGAUUUACGCCACGGUCAGCGGCUUGCUGUAUGUUUUUCACCAUUUGCUUUCGCUUUCAGUCUCAAUCAAUUACUUUGUGCAUUGACAUCGCUGUCUGACUUUUCUCCAUUCAAUUUUUUUCUCUCUCUUUUUUGGCAACAAAAAAAUAAUGGCAGUGAAUACCAAUCGUCAUUUUGGAAAAGGAUCGAGUGAACCGUCCUUUGCAAACGAUGGCCAAUUGCGUUUGUUUUCGAUGCGUUUUUGCCCAUUCGCUCAUCGAAUACAUCUUGUGUUGAAUGCGAAAAAUAUUCCAUAUCAUGUUGCCUACAUCAAUUUGAGCGAUAAACCGGAAUGGUAUUCAAAAUUGAAUCCAAAUGGCAAAGUACCAGCCUUGCAACUGGUUAAUGAACCCGGUGAGCCAUUCUUGGCUGAAUCGAUGGUGAUUGCCGAAUAUUUGGACGAGAAAUACCCUGAGGUGAAGCUAUUUCCCGACGAUCCAUUGGAAAAGGCACAAACAAAAUUGUGGGUCGAACGUUUUGGUUCAAUUGCUGGAGCCUUCUAUAAAUUGGUUUACGAGAAAAAUGCCGACGAUGUUAAUGAGCAGCUGUUGAAAACAUUCUAUGCGGAACUUGGACAGUAUGAAACUGAAUUAGCCAGACGCGGAACGAGAUAUUUUGCCGGUGCGAAACCAGGCAUUUUUGAUUACGCCGUUUGGCCAUGGUUUGAACGAUUCGGCAUCCUUGGCUCGCUCAUUGGAGAUAAGUACAGUUUGGAUGAUAAAUUCCCGAAAUUGGCUCAAUGGCUUCAUUUGACCCGAGAAGAUUUAGCAGUUCAAAAACAUUUGUUGUCAACAUACACGCAUACUCAAUUUUCACUCGGUCGCCGCGAUGGCACUCCACACUAUGAUCUUUUGGUGGAAGAAUCCUAAUGGACAGGAAAUGGAACGAGAGGGAAGAAAAAAACUCGAGCGCUUUGACCAUCACCAAAUGAGUAAAUCAUUCUAUCGCCUACACCCUUUCCAAAAAAAACAA